Aureococcus anophagefferens is the source of this 864-nucleotide messenger RNA. RefSeq lists its product as hypothetical. The record is from RefSeq and is a predicted model, not a curated record. The transcript has 2 exons. NCBI's taxonomy places the organism in Eukaryota, Pelagophyceae, Pelagomonadales, Pelagomonadaceae. The coding region runs from base 1 to 864 and encodes 287 amino acids.
AUGGCUUUGGAUCCUUCGCUGCGCGAUCGAGUUGACCCGGAAGCUGACUUAUUUGACUGGGAAUUCGAUACGCACGGGGAUCGAGAGUGCCUGGCAGGCAAUGGAGGGAAAAGCUGCAGAAAAUACUUCGUUCAUGGCAAAUACAAGGUAGAAGAAGAGGAGAGCUAUUAUGAUGAUUAUACGAUUCCAGUGGAAGAAUCCAUAAUAUGGGGUACGAUUGUUCCGACACAUUCUGGUCGCAUCCUUUCUGCUUUUUUUCAAACACACCAUCUAUGGACCAAGGAAAUGCUCCUUUUCAGAGGUAAGCCGGAGUUUCUUGGCCUGAAUAAAGCGCCUUUUGUGUUGGAACGCCUUGACAGACCGCUUCAGCUCAGAAUUCUUGGCCUAUCAAUGUUGGAAACCAAGAUUUACAUCUACAAUAACAUGCAGAAUGCCCAGAAAGAUUGUGCUGGGGACACUUGUUCGGAGCUGUUAUGUCAGAUGAACCAGAACCGCUUUGAAAAGGGCGAGGGUUGGCCCCUUGGUUUAAUGGGGGGCGUUUUGGCCAAUAAAUAUGAGCGUCUUGCUAUGCCGUUCUGUAGCCUAGAAGAGAACAAUGUGAUGCACGCUGGUGAAGAGUUUACAAUGUUGAGCUUUCAUGGUACAGUACCAGGUGCUCCACCGCCGAUUCCCGGAAAGUCGAGGAUGCACUCUGUGCUUUAUACCAAAGUGGGGCCUCUUGAUCCCAACGGUCACAUAGUGCCAUCAUUCCACUUCAAACAAAAGGAGCUGACGAUCGGCAUGUUUCACAUUCCAGAAUUUGUCAGUGCUGCUGCUGCGAAUUGGAUUAACGUCGUUCGUACAGGAUUUCAUUUCAUGGUCUGA